Messenger RNA from Octodon degus (degu), 756 nucleotides. RefSeq names its product tetraspanin 16 (gene Tspan16). The transcript has 6 exons. The coding region runs from base 38 to 664 and encodes 208 amino acids. NCBI's taxonomy places the organism in Eukaryota, Metazoa, Chordata, Mammalia, Rodentia, Octodontidae. The record is from RefSeq and is a predicted model, not a curated record. Gene Ontology annotation, cellular component: membrane.
GCCGGGGAGAUGCGGACGCAGCCGCCGCCCGCCUGGCAUGGCUGAGCCGCGCACGCCCUACGCCUCCCUCCGGUCGCUGCUCGCGCUGCUCAACGGCCUGGUGGCUGCGUCCGGCGUGAUCCUCAUUGGCCUGGGCAUUGGUAUCAAGUACGGAGAGGCCGCCCUGACGAAGGUCCUGGGGCCAGCGUCCACGCACCACCUGCACAUCGGCCACCUGUACCUGGGCUUGGGUUGCGUGGCGGUGCUGCUGGCCCUGCUUGGGUGGUGUGGUGCAAAGAGAGCGAGCCGAGGAAGCCUCUUGCUUUACCUCAUGGCCAUGGUUGUCAUUCUCGUGGUGCAGAUAACGGUGGCCUCGGUGGUCCUGGCUUUCUUCCCACUGCUAAAGUGCUGUGGAGUGAACAACUACACGGAUUUUCCUGGCUCUUCCUUCUCGAUGGCAUCCGGUUACAGCUACCCCAGGAGCUGCUGUAAGUCUCUGGGCACUGUGGCCUGUGACGGACACAACGUGACCUCCAGCGUCAUUCACCAGGAGGGCUGCUUCCGCAAGCUCCUGAAAAUCACCAAGGCGCAGAGCUAUGUCCUGAGCUGGGUCUCCCUGGGGACAGCGACGAUGCAGUUGCCAGGCGUUCUUGCCACCUUGCUGCUGUUCAUCAAGCUGGGCUAACAUGCAGGCUUUGGAAGGACGACGCACUGGAGCCCACCUGGCUGCUGGAGAUUGGCUCUCAUUUUUAUUUCUCUUGUGGCACUUACAGUUUC